Messenger RNA from Kockovaella imperatae, 3129 nucleotides. RefSeq names its product MCM2/3/5 family-domain-containing protein. Gene Ontology annotation, biological process: DNA strand elongation involved in DNA replication; double-strand break repair via break-induced replication; mitotic DNA replication initiation. Gene Ontology annotation, cellular component: MCM complex; nucleus. Gene Ontology annotation, molecular function: single-stranded DNA helicase activity; single-stranded DNA binding; ATP binding. The coding region runs from base 53 to 3040 and encodes 995 amino acids. NCBI's taxonomy places the organism in Eukaryota, Fungi, Basidiomycota, Tremellomycetes, Tremellales, Cuniculitremaceae. The record is from RefSeq and is a predicted model, not a curated record. The transcript is spliced from 10 exons.
CUCUUCGUUCAUACUCACUGCUUCAAGCUCACCUAGUCCUGCUGACACCAUCAUGUCCACUCCAAAUCAUCGCUCUUCUUCGCCGUUGCACUUCCCUACCUCUUCUGCAGGGGAUACGCCAAGAGCCUCGUCGAUUCGAAACGCUGCUGUGCGCGGCAAUGCUCCGGGCAGCUCAUCCCCUCUGCACUUCCCGACGUCGUCCGCUGGUCGCCCGCCGUCUAGUGCCAUUCGUCGUAGCGGUCUUGGAUCCGAGGCCAGUGACCUGAGGACAGGGCAACGCAGUGCCCUCGGAAGAGUCAGAGAGGAGACUCCUCUGUUCUUUCCUGCCUCGGCUGGAUCGACACCUAGACGAACGAGACGAGGCGACAUCCAUUCUUCUUUUCCUCUCUCAUCUCCUUCGCUUACCCGUCGUGCCGCUCAACAACAGCCUGUACAGGAUUCGCUCUUCGCGGGCGCCUCUAACUCAGCCUACAAUGAUCCUUCUACUCCGGCGGCUAAUGGUCAUAUUCCCUCUGGACCAACUUUGUCAGCUGUAGAUGGAGAUGGGUAUAUCGGUGACGAUGGUGCGGAGAACAGCUUGGUCAAAUAUAUUUGGGGUACGACCAUCUCACUUCAGGAGUCUAUGAACGAUUUCAGGUCGUUCCUUCGAGGGUUCAAGAUUAAAUAUCGCGCGGCUUAUAACUCCAACACUGCGAAGGCUUUGAUCGAGGAUGGUGGGGUCGCUCCGCCUCCAAUGCCAUUGUACGAUGGUCUCACCGCCGCCCAAGGUGAACAACUGCUUUACGAAAAAUACCUGCGACAACUUCGAGAGACUGGUCAAAAUAUUCUCAACCUAGACUCCAUCAACCUUCUUGCUUACCCACCUACGAAAAAAUUGUAUCACCAGCUCAUCAACUAUCCUCAAGAAGUUGUUCCCAUCAUGGAUCAGGUCCUUAGGGAUGUGAUGAUUGAGUCAGCCCAGGACGAGUUGGAGAGCCUGCAAGCAAAGGUCCAAGAGGGGUCAGCUUCUGAGUUGCAAAUAUCGGUGGUCGAGGAGGAAGUGAAAGAGAUCGAGGGCAGAAUCUUCAAGGUCAGACCAUAUGGAGGCGAGAAGACUAUCAAUAUGAGGGAUCUGAAUCCUGGAGAUACCGACAAACUCGUCAGCGUGAAAGGCCUCGUCAUUAGAGCCACACCCAUCAUUCCCGAUAUGGUCACAGCCUUCUUCCGAUGCCUCAUCUGCCAGCACACCGUUCCAGUGGAGAUUGAUCGAGGUCGCAUCACGGAACCUGAAAGAUGCCCGCGAGAUGUCUGCAAUUCGAAGGGCACCAUGUCGCUCGUUCACAACAGAUGCGAAUUCACCGAUAAACAAGUCAUCCGUCUGCAAGAAACUCCAGAUGCUGUACCUGACGGUCAGACGCCUCAUACCGUCUCGCUCUGCGUCUACGACGAGCUUGUCGACCUCGUCAAGCCGGGUGACCGAGUUGUCAUCACUGGUAUUUUCCGUUCAAUCCCGGUCCGCGUGAAUCCCCGUCAACGGAGUAUCAAGAGUCUUUUCAAGACUUAUGUCGAUGUCGUUCAUGUGAAGCGAACCAACAUUACGCGUAUGGGAUACGAUGCGUCUACAAGAGGCGGAGAAGGCAAGCCUCCAGGUGUCGGGGUCGGCGGCGAAGACGACGAAGAGGAAGCUCUUGCUCGACCAAAUGGGAUGGACAUUGACGAGGAUGAGACUCAGGAGGAAAGCGCUUUCUCAGCCACCAAAGAGAUGGAACAGAAACUUUUGGACCUGUCUCGCAACCCCGAAAUCUACGACCUGUUGGCUCGCUCCAUGGCCCCUUCGAUCUGGGAAAUGGACGAUGUCAAAAAGGGCAUUCUGCUUCAAUUAUUUGGAGGUACGAACAAGUCUAUUGCUCGUGGAGGUGGUGGAGGCGGACCGAGAUAUCGAGGGGACAUCAACGUUCUCAUGGUUGGAGAUCCUGGUACAGCAAAAUCGCAGAUCUUGCAGUAUGUUCAUAAGAUUGCACCAAGAGGCGUCUAUACCUCGGGCAAAGGAUCAUCAGCAGUUGGACUGACGGCGUACGUCACUCGAGAUCCAGAUUCCAAGCAGUUGGUCCUUGAGAGUGGUGCUUUGGUCCUCUCAGACGGGGGUGUGUGUUGCAUCGAUGAAUUCGACAAAAUGUCAGAUGCGACGAGGAGUGUGUUGCACGAAGUCAUGGAACAACAAACCGUUUCCAUCGCUAAAGCUGGAAUCAUCACCACACUCAAUGCUCGGACGUCUAUCCUUGCCGCCGCCAAUCCCAUUAACUCGCGCUAUGACCCGAAGCUCCCCAUCCCGCAGAACAUCGACCUACCACCGACUCUUAUCUCACGAUUCGACCUCUUGUACCUUGUCCUCGACAAGGUCGAUGAAUUGAACGAUCGAAGAAUGGCAAAGCAUCUUGUGGGACUGUACCUCGAGGACAGACCAGACACUGGUGGACACGACAUCCUUCCUGUGGAGACCCUGACAGCCUACAUCACCUAUGCUCGAGGCAAGAUCCAACCUCAACUCACAGAAGACGCGUCCAAUGCUCUGGUCACGGCUUAUGUGGACAUGCGCAAAGCCGGUAUCGAUUCGCGAACCCAAGAGAAGCGUAUCACCGCAACGACUAGACAGCUGGAAUCCAUGAUCCGACUCAGUGAGGCACAUGCUCGCAUGAGAUUCUCCGAGAGAGUGGAGCUGGCCGACGUGCAGGAGGCGCAGAGAUUGAUCAAAGCUGCCCUCAGGGAGAGCGCGACCGAUCCUUUGACUGGACAAAUCGAUCUCGACCUCAUCAACACCGGGGCAGGUUCUACGACUCGUCGUAUCCGAGGUGAUCUGAAACAAGAGAUCCUUUCACUCGUCGACGCCGGGGGCCGGACUGGCCUACGAUGGACAGCUGCUAUUCGAGCUUUGGAACAGCAAGCUUCGGUUCCUGUCGACCAUGCCGAGUUUGCGGAAGUCGUCAGGGCACUGGUUGACGAGGGUGUAUUAAAGAUCGUUGGCGAGAGGGAAAGGCGGACUAUUAGACGGCUCGCAGAUUAGGAACUCGGUCAGCUUUAGUCAAGGUACUUGGAGGGUUUAAUGACAGGAGGUAAUUGGGCAUUGAGACAUGUAUCUUUGUUAAUGGUGAA